AUGGCUCAGAUGGACCUAGAAGAUGUGCUACUCGGGAUGGAGAAGAUGCCCGCGUCCCUCGGUAUGGCAGAAAAGGAGAGGAUCUUAUUAGGCGCGAGAACGGGCUCUCGACAUCAAAAUCUGCGAAGUGCAGAUUUUAGUGUUGAGUACCGGUACUGGAUGUUGCGCCACGCCCCCGGCUGGCCCGCCCUCGCCGCCCCCGCCGAUGCCGCCGCCCUCCUCACCACCCCCCUCUGGCUCGCCUCCGCCCACCACGCCGCCCUCAACUUCGCCCAGUUUCCGCUCGGCGCCUACCCCCCGGCCCGCCCCGCCCUCCUCCGCCGCCUUCUACCCGACUACCCUACGCCGGCACCGAUGCCGGCACCGGCGUCGAGCCACACCACUUCUUCCUCGCUCCGCGGGGACUGGACCGGGGACGCAGAGAUGGCGCGUGCGGAGUUGGGGUUCACGGCGGAGGUGCGACGCGCGGGGGAGGAGAUCGCACGGUGGAACGCCGACCCGGCGCGGCGCAACCGGUGCGGGGCCGGGGUGCCGCCCUACGAGCUCAUGGCGCCCACCUCCGGCCCCGGGGUCACCUACCGCGGCGUCCCUAAUAGCAUCGCCAUUUAUUUUUAAUUUUAAUUUUAAUU
This is a messenger RNA of Ananas comosus (pineapple), 629 nucleotides long. Its product is annotated as probable lipoxygenase 6. Gene Ontology annotation, biological process: lipid oxidation. The transcript has 4 exons. Gene Ontology annotation, molecular function: oxidoreductase activity, acting on single donors with incorporation of molecular oxygen, incorporation of two atoms of oxygen; metal ion binding. The coding region runs from base 1 to 615 and encodes 204 amino acids. The record is from RefSeq and is a predicted model, not a curated record. Lineage: Eukaryota; Viridiplantae; Streptophyta; Magnoliopsida; Poales; Bromeliaceae.